AUGGCUAAUAAUCGCCAAUAUAAAGAAGAAUCAUUUCAACAUAAGAAAGCUGAUAAAACCAGUAUUCGAGUUGGUACCCAAUUUCAAGCAAUUUGCCCUGAAGCAAACAAAAAUUUCGAAACUUAUGCUCCUCUUGAUGUGUUGGUAUGGUCACCACCUUCAAACAACUCCAUUAAAGAAAAGGAGAUUCAUAAUUUUAUUUCAAUGGCAAAAAUACAGCAUGGAUUUAAUGAGGAACAAGCAUUGGGAAUUUUGUUAUACUACAACCACAACUUGAAGCAAGCACAACAGCAAAUGCAACUCCUUCAAAGGACCAACAAUGAAUGGUCAAUUGAAGACAAAAUUCUAUUUCGACAAGGCUUGAAAAUGUAUGGCAAAAGAUUUAAUCGAAUUCAAAAACGGCUUUUGCCAAAUAAAUCUACAACAAGCCUAGUGGAAUAUUACUACUCAAUUAAGAAGCCAACUCAGAAUGAAUGUAAAGUAAUUACCAAAGAGAAGAAAGAGUCAAAUGUUUAUUGUUCCAGCAUAUACAAAAAUCCGUGUCCUUUUCCUCCACCACGACCUCCUCCGCCAUAUCCUCCACCAUAUCCUCCCCCAUAUCCACCUGCAAGUCUGCCGCCGCCAUACUUCACUCCAUCCACCCCAAUUUCGCGAUAUGUCGUCCCCUCCACAAACAUUUUGGGACCAGCUAUGAUAGUCACCGCAACCAGAAUUGUUAUGGCCCACAAAGAAAACUUCAUAGCCUGA
Molecule: messenger RNA, 747 nt
Organism: Stomoxys calcitrans (stable fly)
Lineage: Eukaryota; Metazoa; Arthropoda; Insecta; Diptera; Muscidae
Product: REST corepressor 1-like
Exons: 2
Coding region: 1-747 (248 amino acids)
Biological process (GO): regulation of transcription by RNA polymerase II; negative regulation of DNA-templated transcription
Cellular component (GO): histone deacetylase complex; transcription regulator complex
Molecular function (GO): transcription corepressor activity
Source: RefSeq, a predicted model, not a curated record